AUGCAGCAGCAGGGUGCAUAUCUGUUACCGGUCAGCCUCACGGGCGAUCGCCCCGCUACGGACUAUCGCCCCAGUGUGAAGAAGGCUGAGGGCCGUGUCCCCGCAUGUCUUGUCAAUGCCUCGGCCACAUACGGAGGAAACGAUCAGAUCUACGCCUUUGGUGGAUUUGACCAAUACACAGAUGAAGUCUACAAUCAUGUGCUCCGCCUGGACUUGAACACUCUCCGAUGGGAUUUGGUUGACAACUACGGUGAUAUCCCAGGUGUCCGUAUGGGACACACUGCCACAUUGUAUCAAGGCAACAAACUGAUUGUUUUUGGCGGCGAGAACGAGCAUCGCGAAUACCUCUCUGACGUUGUUAUCCUCGACCUUCAAACCUUCCACUGGACACUCCCCGAGAUCAUAGGUGGUGUGACCGGGGAAAACAAUGUGAUUUUAGAUGACUUGACAUAUUUGGACCUCCAAACAUGGACCUGGUCUCGAACAUGGAGCUUCACAGCUCGAUUUGAUCACACGGCAUGGGUCUGGGGUAAUCGACUAUGGAUAUUUGGAGGUUUGGGUCCCAACAUGGAACGAACGACUGAUAUCUGGUGGCUCGACCUCAAAGGCUCCCCCUCCCUUGCCGGUAUCUCAACCCCUCAAGGUACCGUGAACUCCCCGGAUGCACGAUUACCUGUUGCUCAUUACCCAGCUUCUGUUUCUACUAGCGUCCAGGUGCGCAACAUUGGGCGCCGUAAACCCCUUGCCCCCGGCGCUAUCUCCUGUCUUCGAUUCCAUUCUGGCCCCAAUGUUCCUUCUUUGUUUUCUGGGACUCAUUUCCAAUCAUUUGCAUCCGGAGUACUUCUUGACUUGAUUACCCCUUCGGAGACUGUCCGGUCACAAGAUUGUAACCUAGCCGCGCUUGAACUCAAUUCCUUGCGUUGGCAACGACUAGCUGAUGGAAAUGAGAUUUUCAGGCCUGGCUAUCGAUGGCACUACUGCACCGUCAAUGAAGCCGGAACAAAGGCCUGGUUGCUUGGGUGCAGUCUUGACCUAGCGAAUGCUACCGGGGCGGGUGACGAAAACUUGAUGAGUGAGGUUCUUUCUAUUGACCUAGAAAAAUAUGGCCUGUUGGGGAAUGAUUUGUCUACUGAAGUUCCCGAGCAGGAUUCCCCCUGGCCUGAGAGGUCUGGGCACUCGCCAGCAUCAGGCUUGGGAGCGGAUUUAUCAUAUGUUUUCGACCAGCAUCCCGAGUCUGGUAGUGGUGCUGAUUUCGUCAUCACCGCCAUUCGUGACGAUGAAGAUAUGAUGAGCUCAGUUGACUUUGACACGCCCGCUGGAUCUCCAACCCACAAUCAGGCAACUUUUGUCGAGUCCAAUCCGUCGACAUCGGAACCAAUCCAUGUUCACAAAAUUAUCCUACAACUACGGUGGCCGCACUUUAAACGCCUUUAUGCGGCGCAAAUGGCUGAAUACCAUACAAAACGCAUGCACAUUCCCGAGCCAUACUCAGUCGUGCGUGCAUUUCUGUAUUACCUCUACACGGAUAGUAUCGCUGGUCAUCCUGAGUACUGUUCCAGUGUGGUUGAUGUGGCUGGCAUGCUAGUAAUGGCUAAUCUCUAUGACAUGCCGAAGCUUCGGCUUCUCUGCGUGAAUCGUCUCGGUCGCGAAAUCGAUGUGGACAAUGCUGCAAUUGUCUGGGAGCGGGCUGGGAGAACCAACGAGCAUUGGCUGAUGCGGCGGGCCGCUCAGUUUUGUCUUGCUAACUGGGGUCGCAUAGUGCGAACUGAUGGCUUCAAAUCUCUCAGCCAUCAGAGUUUGAUUCAGCUCUGUGAGGUUGUGGAUACUGAAGGUCGUAUCAUUGCCGGUCCAGAGUUGGAGUUGGUUGGAGAUGGAUCGUGUGAUCAUGGGAAGGGAACACGCUUACGCCUAGGUUCUACCACAGAUGAUAUGUCUGAGCUUGAUGGGGAUGAUGAAGGAAUGGAAAUCUCAUGA
Molecule: messenger RNA, 1974 nt
Organism: Penicillium malachiteum
Lineage: Eukaryota; Fungi; Ascomycota; Eurotiomycetes; Eurotiales; Aspergillaceae
Product: Kelch motif domain protein
Exons: 5
Coding region: 1-1974 (657 amino acids)
Molecular function (GO): protein binding
Source: RefSeq, a predicted model, not a curated record